This is a messenger RNA of Alternaria burnsii, 285 nucleotides long. RefSeq lists its product as uncharacterized. The transcript has a single exon. Lineage: Eukaryota; Fungi; Ascomycota; Dothideomycetes; Pleosporales; Pleosporaceae. The record is from RefSeq and is a predicted model, not a curated record. The coding region runs from base 1 to 285 and encodes 94 amino acids.
AUGCAUUCAAACACCAUUAUCUCGGCGGUUGUUGCGACUAUCGGCAUCUUUGCAACGGCUAUCUCAGCUGAGUGCACCGUUAAAUGGACAGACAACAAUUGCUGCUUCCGGGAUGUGAAGGCACGUACUUCUCAGGACGGGUGGUCUAACAUAGUCCCUGGUACCAAGACUGGCGGAGAUAUUCGCUUUGCAGAUGGAAAUUUGUGUCCCCCUGAGGUUGUGGCUACGUGCAGUGCCAACUGCUGUGACCCGACGACUGGCUGGGGAAAGGGCUGCCCGAAGUAG